This is a messenger RNA of Closterium sp. NIES-65, 1197 nucleotides long. Lineage: Eukaryota; Viridiplantae; Streptophyta; Zygnematophyceae; Desmidiales; Closteriaceae. The record is from the annotation of a GenBank genome assembly.
AUGACCUUUGAGGCGCCUCAAAAUGCUGCAUACCUUGGUGGCAGGCAGUGGGGUUACAUGGGCUGCUUCGUUCGUUCCUCCACUCCAUCUCCGCUACAGCCUCCCUUUCUUGGACGCCUCCAAUCCAAAGUCCUCCACUCAUUUCUGCUACAGCCUCGUCUUUUGAGACGUCUUCAUAAUUCUUUCACUCCAUCUCUGCUACAGCCUCCCCCUCGCCCGCUCGUUUCUUCCCUCUCGAAUUCAUGGGCAGUGGAGGAGGAGGAGAUGUGGGAGAAGGCCGAGGCAUGGGGGUUUCAGGCGCCAGGUGAAUACAACAGAGACGUGCUCCGACCGGCUCUGUCUCAGCCAUCUGCAUCGCUCCGCUUCACAUGGGGGCGGCGCACCAAGAGAGCCCGAGCAUCUCAAGAGCAGCCUGCCACGUGGCAGCUCGCAUGGGCAGUGCAGCGGACAGGCGUGGAGAUGAGGCCGAGUGUGCAGCUGAGGGCGGUGGAGGGCGAGGAGCAGCAACGAGCAGCAGUGCGACGGAUACUCGAUGAAGCCAUGAGCGGGGCGGCUGUUGCACAGGCAGAGCAGCAGUGCAGCAGGGAGGCAUGCGGGAGGAUGCAGAGGGAGGCAGAGCGGUGCUUACAGCAGAGCGAGCGGUUCAGAGAGGAGAAGAGCCGCCUGGAGGACGAGCUGCUGGGGAAGGUGUGUGUGCUGUGUGUGCGGUCGGGUGUGCUUGUAGCGGCAAGGCACUGUGAGUGUGGGGGUAUGUGGGGGUAUGAGGAGGGGCGUGAGGGGUGUGAGGGGCAUGAGGGGUGUGAGGGGCAUGAGGGGUGUGAGGGGCAUGAGGGGUGUGAGGGGCAUGAGGGGUGUGAGGGGCAUGAGGGGUGUGAGGGGCGUGAGGGGUGUGAGGGGCAUGAGGGGUGUGAGGGGCGUGAGGGGUGUGAGGGGCAUGAGGGGUGUGAGGGGCAUGAGGGGUGUGAGGGGCAUGAGGGGUGUGGUGUGAGGAGGCAGAGGUUUGAGGAUUCUGAGGAGAGUGGGGAGGUUGAGAGGUUCCUUCUAGUUCUCAACGCCAAGAAAGCAAAAGUACGAGAGCUCGAGGCUUCUCUACAGGGGGGCACAGGUGCGGGGGGGGGAAAUGGAGGAGGCUUGGGGCGUCUCACAUCUCUCUGCACCCCGCUGCACCCCUUUGCACCCCUCUGCAGUUCCUGCUAG